Oncorhynchus mykiss (rainbow trout) is the source of this 5135-nucleotide messenger RNA. Lineage: Eukaryota; Metazoa; Chordata; Actinopteri; Salmoniformes; Salmonidae. The record is from RefSeq and is a predicted model, not a curated record.
UUUCGUGACGUAUAAUGGACUGGACGGACGCUUCUUCAGGAACAACAAGGCGCCAACUCUUUCAACCACGUCGGUAGCUUGCUAGCCAACAUAAAACUGAAAGAUUGACGUUUUAGACCAUGCUAAUGUACAUUAUCUAAUCUCAGUGUUUUAAACGAUUUUCGGUUAACGUAUCAACUGGUUCAAUUUGCAAACGUGUUAAAGAUUGAUACUGAGCCUAGCACUAGGCUAGACGCUAAUGCUAGCUAGCUAGCUAACAUCCCUGACCAUGAGCUCACUAAACUACUCCUCCCUUACUAAUGAAGAGGGGGUCUGCUGUAUGGAGAAAGAAUCUUUCAGAAUGAAAAAGGAGGAAGAGGAGGCUGUUAUAGUGAAAGAAGAGAAAGAACCGUUUAGAGAGGAAGAUGAUGCUAUCUCAAUAAAGGUGAAGGAGGAAGACUUUUUGGGAGUGAAAGAGGAAGAGACAGAAUAUCAGAUUAACACCAGAGAGACACAUGACUAUCGUGGAUCCUCUGGGAAGCCUCAACAACAUCCUGAUGCUGACGAGGAAGAGAAGAGUCUCUCCAGAUCAGAACACCAGAUGGACAACGCUAGCCCUUCCACCCUCUCGGAGUCCCCGUGUCAUGCCUCUCCUGUUAGCACCUUGCUGCUGGUGGACUGCAGGAAAACAAUGGGGCUGAGUGGAACUGUGGGAGGAGGAGAAGAGAGGAAAGGAUCAGAUUUGACUCAAAGAGAAAGGCCAGACUCGGAGGAACCAGAGCCAGGGACGUCCAAACUAGCAAGACGACACCACUGCUACCACUAUGGAAAGAGUUGUAACCGGUUAUGGGACCUGAAACAACAUGAGAGAAUACACACAGGAGAGAAGCCUUACCACUGCUCCCAAUGUGGAAAGUGUUUCAACCAGAGAGUAUACCUGAAACAACAUGAGAGAAUACACACAGGGGAGAAGCCUUACCACUGCUCCCAGUGUGGAGAGCGUUUCAACUGGAAAUCAAACCUGAAAGCCCAUGAGAGAAUACACACAGGAGAGAAGCCUUACCACUGCUCCCAAUGUGGAAAGUGCUUCAACCAUCCAGGGAAGCUGAAAGCUCAUGAAAGAAUACACACAGGAGAGAAGCCUUACCACUGCUCCCAGUGUGGAAAUUGUUUCAACUGGAAAUCAAACCUGAAAGCCCACGAGAGAAUACACACAGGAGAGAAGCCUUACCACUGCUCCCAAUGUGGAAAGUGUUUCACCCGGUCGGAGAUGCUGAAAGCUCAUGAAAGGAUACACACAGGAGAGAAGCCUUACCACUGCUCCCAGUGUGGAAAGCGUUUCAACUGGAAAUCAAACCUGAAAGCCCACGAGAGAAUACACACAGGAGAGAAGCCUUACCACUGCUCCCAAUGUGGAAAGUGUUUCACCCGGUCGGGGCUGCUGAAAGCUCAUGAGAGAAUACACACAGGAGAGAAGCCUUACCACUGCUCCCAAUGUGGAAAGUGUUUCAACCAGAGAGGAAACCUGAAACAACAUGAAAGAAUACACACAGGAGAGAAGCCUUACCACUGCUCCCAGUGUGGAAAGUGCUUCAACCAGUCGGGGGACCUGAAACAACAUGAGAGAAUACACACAGGAGAGAAGCCUUACCACUGCUCCCAAUGUGGAAAGUGUUUCAACCGGUCAGGGGAGCUGAAACGACAUGAGAAAAUGCACACAGGGGAGAAGCCUUACCACUGUUCCCAAUGUGGAAAGUGUUUCGUCUGUUCGGGGGAGCUGAAACAACAUGAGAGAAUACACACAGGAGAGAAGCCUUACCACUGCUCCCAAUGUGGAAAGAGUUUCAACCAGAAAGCAAACCUGAAAGCUCAUGAGAGAAUACACACAGGAGAGAAGCCUUACCACUGCUCCCAAUGUGGAAAGAGUUUCAACCAGAAAGCAAACCUGAAAGCUCACGAGAGAAUACACACAGGAGAGAAGCCUUACCACUGCUCCCAAUGUGGAAGGUGUUUCAACCAGUCGUGGGCGCUGAAACAACACGAGAGAAUACACACAGGAGAGAAGCCUUACCACUGCUCCCAAUGUGGAAAGUGUUUCAACCAGUCGAGGGAGCUGAAACAACAUGAGAGAAUACACACAGGAGAGAAGCCUUACCACUGCUCCCAAUGUGGAAAGUGUUUCAACCAGAGAGUAAACCUGGAAGCUCAUGAGAGAAUACACACAGGAGAGAAGCCUUACCACUGCUCCCAGUGUGGAAAGAGUUUCAACCGGAAAGCAAACCUGAAAGCUCAUGAGAGAAUACACACAGGAGAGAAGCCUUACCACUGCUCCCAAUGUGGAAAGUGUUUCAACCAGUCGGGGGAGCUGAAACAUCAUGAGAGAAUACACACAGGAGAGAAGCCUUACCACUGCUCCCAAUGUGGAAAGUGUUUCAACCGGUCGGGGGAGCUGAAAGAACAUGCGAGAAUACACACAGGAGAGAAGCCUUACCACUGCUCCCAAUGUGGAAAGUGUUUCAUCCAUUCAGGGGAUCUGAAACGACAUGAGAGAAUACACACGGGAGAGAAGCCUUACCACUGCUCCCAAUGUGGAAAGUGUUUCAACCAGAGAGGAAACCUGAAAAAGCAUGAGAAUACACACAGGAGGAUACACACAGGGGAGAAGCCUUACCACUGCUCCCAGUGUGGAAAGGGUUUCAACCAGUCAGGGGUGCUGAAACGGCACGAGAGAAUACACACAGGAGAGAAGCCUUACCACUGCUCCCAGUGUGGAAAGUGUUUCAACCGGAAAGCAUCCCUGAACCAACACGAGAGAAUACACACAGGGGAGAAGCCUUACCACUGCUCCCAGUGUGGAAAGUGUUUCAACCAGUCUUGGGAGCUGAAACAACACGAGAAAAUACACACAGGAGAGAAGCCUUACCACUGCUCCCAAUGUGGAAAGUGCUUUGUCCGUUCGGGGGAGCUGAAACUACAUGAGAGAAUACACACAGGAGAGAAGCCUUACCACUGCCCCCAAUGUGGAAAGUGUUUCAACCAGUCUUGGGAGCUGAAACGACACGAGAGAAUACACACCGGAGAGAAGCCUUACCACUGCUCCCAGUGUGGAAAGCGUUUCAACCAUUCAGGGAAGCUGAAACAACACGAGAGAAUACACACCGGAGAGAAGCCUUACCACUGCUCCCAGUGUGGAAAGCGUUUCAACCAUUCAGGGAAGCUGAAUCAGCAUGAGAGAAUACACACAGGAGAGAAGCCUUACCACUGCUCCCAAUGUGGGAGGUGUUUCAACCAGUCGGGGACGCUGAAACAACACGAGAGAAUACACACAGGAGAGAAGCCUUACCACUGCUCCCAAUGUGGAAAGAGUUUCAACCAGUCGGGGACGCUGAAACGGCAGAGAGUACACACAGGAGAGAAGCCUUACCACUGCUCCCAAUGUGGAACGCGUUUCGACCGGUCGGGGAAGCUGAAACAACAUGAGAUAAUACACACAGGAGAGAAGCCCUACCGCUGCUCCCAAUGUGGAAAGUGUUUCAACCGGUCGGGGAACCUGAAAGCUCAUGAGAGAAUACACACAGGAGAGAAGCCUUACCACUGCUCCCAAUGCGGAAAGUGUUUCAACCAGUCGGGGGAGCUGAAACAACAUGAGAGAAUACACACAGGAGAGAAGCCUUACCACUGCUCCCAAUGUGGAAAGUGUUUCAACCAGAGAGUAAACCUGAAACAACAUGAGAGAAUACACACAGGAGAGAAGCCUUACCACUGCUCCCAGUGUGGAAAGAGUUUCAACCGGAAAGCAAACCUGAAAGCUCAUGAGAGAAUACACACGGGAGAGAAGCCUUACCACUGCUCCCAAUGUGGAAAGUGUUUCAACCAGUCGGGGGAGCUGAAACUACAUGAGAGAAUACACACAGGAGAGAAGCCUUACCACUGCUCCCAUUGUGGAAAGUGUUUCGUCCAUUUGGAGGUGCUGAAACAGCAUGAGAGAAUACACACAGGGGAGAAGCCUUACCACUGCUACCAGUGUGGAAAGGGUUUCAACCAGAGAGGACACCUGAAACUACAUGAGAGAAUACACACAGGAGAGAAGCCUUACCACUGCUCCCAUUGUGGAAAGUGUUUCGUCCGUUCGGUGGAGCUGAAACAACACGAGAGAAUACACACAGGAGAGAAGCCUUACCACUGCUCCCAAUGUGGAAAGAGUUUCAGCCGGAAAGCAUUCCUGAACCAACACGAGAGAAUACACACGGGGGAAAAGCCUUACCACUGCUCCCAGUGUGGAAAGCGUUUCAACCAUUCAGGGAAGCUGAAACGGCAUGAGAGAAUACACACAGGAGAGAAGCCUUACCACUGCUCCCAAUGUGGAAAGUGUUUCAACCAGCCGGGGGACCUGAAACAACACGAGAGAAUACACACGGGAGAGAAGCCUUACCACUGCUCCCAGUGUGGAAAGCGUUUCAGCCAUUCAGGAAAGCUGAAACGGCAUGAGAGAAUACACACAGGAGAGAAGCCUUACCACUGCUCCCAAUGUGGAAAGUUUUUCAGCCAGAUAGGAUACCUGAAACAACAUGAGAGAAUACACACGGGGGAAAAGCCUUACCACUGCUCCCAGUGUGGAAAGUGUUUCAACAAUUCAGGGACGCUGAAACGACAUGAGAGAAUACACACAGGGCAGAAGCCUUACCACUCCUCCCAGGGUGCAAAGCUUUUGCCCAUUUAGGAAGCCUGAAAGAACACAUUAGACUGCACACAGAGGAGAAGGCUUAGAAAAGCUCAGACUGUGGGAAAACAUAGUACUCAUAACAGUCAUUUAAACGUCAUUAGAGAAUCCACACAGGAGAGAGAAAUUACUUCUCUUAGCGUGUAUAUUGAUAUUUCACAUCACAUUGGCUUAAAAUUCAUCAGAGAACAUACACAGUGCUCCCAUUGUCUUAUAUUGUUGACCGACAAUGUGUUUACCUGUCUUUACCAUAUGAAAUUAAAUGGUACAGGGUAUACUCAAACAUAUAUUUGACCUACAAAACUAAGGACAUGAUUGUGGACUUCAGGAAACAGCAGGGGGAACACCCCCCUAUCCACAUCGAUGGAACAGUAUUGGAGAGGGUAGUAAGUUUUAUGUUCCUCGGCAUACACAUCACAGACAAACUGAAUUGGUC